AUGCAUUUGGAGGUAAAGGUUGCACUGAACUUCAUAGUUUCCUAUCUAUACAACAAACUCCCUCGACGAAGAGCGGAUCUGUUUGGGGAGGAACUGGAGCGGAUCUUGGUGUCACGAUUUGAAGGACACUGGUACCCGGAGGCGCCUCUACGUGGAUCUGCUUUCCGUUGCCUUCAUCUUGGAGCCUAUGGAGACCCUGUGGUGGACUUGGCCGCCAAAAGGAGUGGACUAGACACUGAGGAGGUCAGAGCAAAUGUUCCUCCAGAACUCAACAUCUGGAUUGACCCUUAUGAAGUAUCCUAUCAGAUCGGUGAGAAGGGUGCUGUCAAAGUCCUGUACAUGGAGGACCCUCCAGGUUUAGGGGGUGAUUCCGAGAUACCAGACGAAAUUGGGCUCAGUGAAGGUGAUAUGGAGCUGGAAGAGGGAAAAGUUUUGGGGUUCAACCCUGAUGCUCAGGUUUUUGUACCCAUCAGAAGCCAGUCAUCACCAGUCAUGUUACCAUCAGUCUCAAAUUCUCCUACGGCAUUCUGCCAAGGCCUUUUCAGCUAUGCAGGCCCGAUUACUCCAACCGAUUCCACUGUGCACUCAAAUACCUCCUCUCCAUCUCCACUCAGUACAGCGAUGCCCUAUCCUCACCCAGCUAACCAACCCAUCUCCCAACCAAUCACCUUUACCACAGCCAGCUUUGCCGCCACCAAGUUCGGCUCCACCAAAAUGAGGAAGACGUCCAUGGGAAGUGGUCUAGUGGGUGGAUCAGGUAGCAUCGGUGCCCCUCAGCAGCGAAUGCUCACCCAUUCCCCUACUUUAUCAUCCAUAUCGCCACCUGGGCUGGUCAAGCACAAACCUCUUUCCCUCUCCAUGCACUCCUUGGUUGGAUCGGUUUCUAGCCAACUGUCCCCCAAUGCCAAAGAGUUUGUUUACCCUGCCUCUCGAGGGUCUUUCUACUUUGAUACAGAACAUUCACCCUUAACCCACAACGCUCUGUUUCAUGUCCCACCUCAAGGCCCGGUCCAUACACAUGGCACCUUUGACCCAUAUUCCAGCCCACCACCAGGCCAAGCUAUUGGUGUUCUUAGCAGUGGCGGUGGGAUUUCCUUUAUGGAUGGCCUAGGUGGCUACAACCUGCAGUACUCCAGCCAAGCUUUCCAACCUGUAGUGUUGGCCAACUGAGUUUUAAAAGCUCUGGUUUGUUGAACCUUUUGAGAUUUUUUUUUUUUUUUUCCACCAA
Messenger RNA from Trichomycterus rosablanca, 1228 nucleotides. Its product is annotated as protein Tob2. NCBI's taxonomy places the organism in Eukaryota, Metazoa, Chordata, Actinopteri, Siluriformes, Trichomycteridae. The coding region runs from base 1 to 1170 and encodes 389 amino acids. The record is from RefSeq and is a predicted model, not a curated record. Gene Ontology annotation, cellular component: cytoplasm; nucleus. The transcript has a single exon. Gene Ontology annotation, molecular function: transcription corepressor activity. Gene Ontology annotation, biological process: regulation of gene expression.